Molecule: messenger RNA, 2889 nt
Organism: Closterium sp. Yama58-4
Lineage: Eukaryota; Viridiplantae; Streptophyta; Zygnematophyceae; Desmidiales; Closteriaceae
Source: the annotation of a GenBank genome assembly
AUGCACGGACCACAUCACCCCACCCCGGAACCCCCUCCUCGAGGGCAGGCCCGGUUCUCUCCUCCCCAUCGUGGUGGUAUUAGCAUGGCGACCGGUAGGAAAGGACUGACUGCGGCCGACUUCCCCGUCGAGGUGCCUGUGGGCAGCGCGGGGUACACAGUGAAGUUUGAGAUGAAGGACUACGACGUCCUCCACGAUGAGAGGCUCGCGUUCACGGAAGCUUGCUUCGACCUCGGCUUUACCGGACCUCUUCCCGGCAAGCAUUGCAGCGCCUUGCUCGUUGUGCGCCCUGGCGACCUGCUUUUGCCCGACGAGGAGGAGAUUGGGACCUUCUACCGCCACCUCGACCCCAAGACCUCCUCCAAGCUGCACGAGGAGGAGGCAGCCAAGUUUUUGAGCUUUUUCGGCGAAGUCGCGAAGGCGGAGUUGAACCGUGAGGGAAGGGAGUGGACGCACAAGGCUCCUUCUGCCGAAAUAGUCGCCGAACGUCUGUCGAGCGUUGCCGGCCCCAUCCGUGAUAAAUUUCCCUACAUCCUCAGGCAGGAGGCCGCCGGAACGGUGCUGCUGUCGGUCAGCGCGUUCGUGUGGUCGUUGGGCCAUCUGGACGACGUGCAUCGCAGCUACGAUCCGCUCAUCGUCGAAAACCCGAAGCUGGUCGGCGUGAAGGCGCUCCGACUUGAGCUGCUGCACUACGUGGAGAGGGCCGCGCUGAACAAACGGGAGGAGACGACCGUGGGUCGUGGCGUGGGAACCGGCAUCGCUCUGGGUGGGGAGGCCCAGGAGGCUCGAGGGGGGUCGUACUCGGGCAAGCACGGACCCACGGAUGGCGGCGAGGAGGAGCAUGAGGAGGAGCACGAGGAGGGGGGCAGUGAGCAGGAUGGUGGCUCGGACGAGGAGGAGGAGGACGACAAGGGUGAGGACGAAGACGUGAUGGUCACCGGCGAAGCAGAGGCCGUACAGUUCGCCGGUGAGAAGGCAGUGGAGAGGGAGAACAAGAAGCUGAGGGAGGAGAAACUGGUGGCGGAGAAGAGGCUGGACGCCCAGUUGGUCCGGAUGGACACGCUGUUCUCCUGCGUUAGCACGGCCGUCGAGAAGUUAUCGUCGGUCGCCGACCGCAUGACCUCUCUCGAGCAGACGUUGGGGAGAAGCAUCCAGUUGGCGGAGACUGCUAUGAGGGUGGUCGUGCAAGAGGCGAUUAGCAAUCGCAGCUCCCUCGUAGAACACAUGAACAAGAGGUGGCUGCCCACCAUACAGGCCUUGCACGUGACGGCUGCUGCUCUGAAGGGUAGGCGACGGGAGGACGACGAGCUGUCGUUGCGAGGUGUGGCAGAUGUUGUGGGCGAGAGGAUCAAAUCCGUCGUGUCUGCUGAGGUGAAGGCCGUCAUGGAGAGCGCGGCGCCGGGGAUCGCUGCCGCUGUCGUACACAGCCUCCCGCCCUCCCCCGCCUCCACGUCUGCCGACGGGAUGAGUGCGAAAAUCGUCCAAGAGCUUAAGGACGACGUGGUGAAGUCGGUCACCUCCGCGACCCAACAGGGCUCUGGUGCCGCCGGGUUUAGCCUCCUCCCAAAUGCCCUCGCGUUGGCUCAGAGCACCCCGGAAAUUCCGCCGACGCCCAGCAACCAGCAAGGAGCAGAGGCAGGCCAUGUCACGGCGGCGACUGCAGGGCCAGGCAGCGCAACAGAGGAGAUGGCUAUGUGGAGAGAGGAGGACGAAGCCGGUGGGGUGGACCCCGACAUCCUCGCCAGCAUCGUGAUGCCGGACCCUGAAAUCGAGGACCCUACCGCGACUGGCGCCAAAUCCCCCCCGGCCACAACCGGUGAGGUCGGCGACGGGAAGCAGAAGCGCAAGGGCAAGUCGAAGGCCGACUCUUCCAAGGGGACGACCAAGACGGACACACAGGGUCGUAAGGGUUCAGGCGUCCGCGUUGACAAGGAGACGAGGCUGGCCGUGUCGGAGAUGAAGUUUGGCAAGAAGAGUCGUUACAUUUGCGGGUCAAUUGACAAGACGGAGGCCGCCUACUGCAUCGCGGUCGCCGUGUCAUCGUUCGACGGCUACGUGAGCGACGUGAUUCUCGACGAGUUCGAUGGUGUCAAGGAGGAUGUGAUGAAGCAGUAUAGGUCGGACUGGGAGGUGGCGCGAUUGAUGCCGGGCGGAAUGUGGACGGUCAUGUGGAGCCGUGGCGUGACUGUAUUCCGCGACAGGUUCCAAGACGGGGUCAACGGCUACAACAACAUCACCAAAGACGGUCGUGCAGCUCUCACGGUGGCUCUUGGUCCUGCGGUGUGGUUCGGCGAACUUCCGGAGUUGACCGACGUCCAGAAGGCCGCGAAGAACAAGAUGGCGAGCGACAUGAUCACACGCGCUGCGAUGUGUGCCGCUUUCGCACCGGUGGCCGCGAAAGUCUCGCCAAUCCCGGGUGUCAAUCCGGAGCGGUUAUCCGAGAUCCUCGCAGGGACCGCGUGCGCGGUGUGGUGUUUUUCGGAGACCAAUGCCACGGCGGAGGCCGCGGCCGGCGAAGGGGGGGCGGCAACGACUGUGCGCGGAGCGUCCUCAGAGUUCGCGAGACGGUGUAAGAGCAUCAUCGAGGUGGUGCUUCAACGGGCGCCAUCCCAUCAGGUCGGCGAAGAGGAGGUCACCGACAUGGUGAUGAAGGCCAUGAAAGAGGAUGUGCUGCGCUCGCUGCCUCCGAAAGGGGACGGGGAAGACCACGAAGAGGUGAUCGCCCGUGUCAUGAUCGAAAACCUCGCCUUCUGGGGUGACUGCAGUGUCGGCGGCCCUAAACUCAAAGCUCGCGGCGUCGUUUUGCCUAUUGACGCCGAGAUGAAGACGAUCAUUCAGGACAGGGGGGCGAGGGGGCAGCACAAAGGGAAGCCGGCGACAGGCGCCUAG